Molecule: messenger RNA, 664 nt
Organism: Arachis duranensis
Lineage: Eukaryota; Viridiplantae; Streptophyta; Magnoliopsida; Fabales; Fabaceae
Exons: 3
Coding region: 107-415 (102 amino acids)
Source: RefSeq, a predicted model, not a curated record
UCAUUAUACCAAUAUCUCUGCUUAUUAGUGCUCUUUUUUGUCAUCGAAUUUAUUAGUGUUAGUGUGUGUGUGGCUUUUCAAUCCCAUCAUCAUUCAAUUAUUCAAGAUGAUGCACAGAAAUUCCCAAAGGCUCUUAUUGCUACUUCUCUUUCUGGGUUUCUCUUCUUAUCUUCUUCUCUCCACUUCUGCUGUCCCUGCAACCAGAACCCAGAAUUUGGAUGGUGAAGAAUCCGAAGAUGCAUCACUUCUACUUUCUUUAGCUAAGAAUAUGCAGAAAUUGGAAAAUAAUGUUGAGGAUGUGGUGAUUGAUGUGGAGGAAAGAUUCAUAAAUAGGAGGAUGGAUUUGGAAACACAAGACUAUGAAGGAACUGGAGCAAAUAAAGAUCAUGACCCCAAAUCCCCUGGAAGUGUUUAAUUAAUUCUCCCAAAAUAAUGCACAUUAAAUUAAUUAAUUAUUAGUUUAAUUUGCAACCCAUGGAAGCUGUAAAAUAGGAUCUCUAGAUACUUAAGUGUUUUGUCUGCUAAUGUCGUUAUAGUAUAUAAUAUAAAUAUAUAAUACAAUAUAUAUGUAUGGAGUAGUAUGGUUCUCUUCCCUUUGUUUAAUAGCAUCAAUUGUAUAAUUUUCUGUGUGCUUGUAUAAUAAAAGAUCAUAUGUAAUUUGUUA